GACACUGAAGAGUUGUUGUUUGGCAUGUUUGGAUUUGUAUUGUUCGAAUUUGUAACACGCGCUAUUGCAGAUUCAUUUGUGACCACGUAUUUUCUGUGUUAAUUCCCGCCAAAAAGCUUCGAAGUGUUAUAUUAUCAAACCAAAUAUUAAAUUUGAUAAAACAAUGGGGAAAAAGACGCAAGCAAAUGUAAACAAGAAUAAAGAAAAACGCAAUGCAAGGAAGCAGGAGCAACGUAGAAUCGCGGACGGAAUGUCAAGCGUAAACUCAGCCAAUAAAUUGAAAGAUUUGGCUACACUAUGCAAAGAACUCCUUGUUUACCGGAAUAAUGAAUUAGAAGUAGAAAUGUACAUCCAGCGGGUCACUGAACUGGACAAGAACGUGCUUCAGUGGGCGAUUGACUUGACAGAACGGAAUAUGAAACAUUUAUAUGAAACCUGCGCCUGGGGAUGGAAUCGGGACCGUAAAGUGGAGGAGAUGACAGACGAAGGUGCAUGGUAUCUCGUUGCCAGGGAAAAGAAAGGAACACUACUUGCUUUCUCACACUUCAGAUUUGAUAUGGACUUCGGGGACCCAGUUCUGUAUUGUUACGAGGUGCAGGUGGAAGCAGAAGGUCGGCGACGCGGCCUUGGGCAGCGCGUGCUCAGUGUCCUUGAGAAGCUCGCUGACGCCACGCGCAUGCGCUGCGUACGCCUUACUGCGCUCACGCAUAAUCCCUCCGCCUCUGCGUUUUUCAGAGCUUGCGGGUACAGCUUAGACGAGACGAGUCCGGGCAAAGACGAGGCAGCUCACUACGAGAUCCUAAGCAAAUUGACUGAGAACCAACAAGGUGGGGAUGCGACACAGGAGACAUGUCCCCUCAGUGAUGGCAUGAAGGCCGUACAAGUAGGCAACCCACAAUGACCACAACUAGUCAACUAGAAACGUUAGUUCCAUUUUCCUGUAGACCCCAAGGGUCAAUUUAUAAUAGCAGAAUCGAAACGCAUCGAAGCAUUCUUCUCAGAGUAGUCUGUUAGGAAAUGCAGACCUCAUAUAGAUUUUUUAAAAUAAAUUUUGACGUGUAACACUGGUCUUUUGUAGCCUAUUUACCAAAAAUAAACUCAUUGUUUCAUAACUAUAAUUUUAACAUACAAGCUCUCGAAAAAAUAAUCCUAAUAGGUGUUUCUCCAAAAAGCUAUGUUCAUAAUUGUUCAACGAAAUAUGUAAUUAUUUUCUCAGAUUUGUAAACAUUACAUUAACAAACAUUAUGUAGACUUCUAGACUAAUUGAAAUGGCAGUGUCUGUUUGUAAUAUUGAAAUAACCACGUUUUACUACAUGCAUAUGAAUAUACUUACACCAAAGUAAUAUAUUUUAAAUGUUUGUCUAUCUAUCUCUCUAUCUGUCUGUUUCACAACUCUGUUUGUUCUCGCUAAUCUCUGAAACGGCUGGACCGAUUUUGACGGGACUUUUAUUGACAGAUAACUGAUGUACUAAGUAGUAACUUAGGCUAUUUUUAUUUGUCACAAAGUUCGUAAUCUACCAGCUAGGAAUGUAAUAAAGUUUCUUCAUAAUUAGAAACUUUUAAUCUUCUAUAUUCUCUAUAAAUAUAAAUUAUAAGAAUUAAAAAAAUCGACUUGUUAGGUGACUGUUAAAAGUCACGUUUUUUGAAGAAUCACUUAACUAGUAAUACAUAAUUAGAAUUAUGACUCCUUAGAUAAAUCGUGUUGUUCCAAGGAGGUGGAAUCUUUCUUUUAAUUUAGUUUAAAAAACAAACCGUAUUGCCCUUGCUUAAGAUUAAGUUUCCAGUGACUUAAAAAUGUUUUUAUAUUAAUCAACAGUCAAGUUCAUAUUUGCUUACAUGGAUUAAAAUAGGACAACGAAAGAAACUGAAUUUAUUUGAGCUGCUUUUGAGAAAUUAUCAUGAGUUUACAAGAGACUGUGAAUCAGUUAUUUGAAUAUUUAAACAGUAAUUUAUUUAAGUAAAUCGAUAGAAUAUAAAGCAAUAAGAAAAUAAUUAUGAUAAAAAUCAUAUUUUUGUAAUAAUACUCAAAAUAUUCAGUUCUUUAAUAGCAUAGCAUAUUCAAAAUCAAGCAAUAAAAUAAAAUAGUUUUAUAAUUUCAUAAACGUUAAAUAAGAAUGAAAUGCAUUUAAAAGUAAGCUCAUUAUGUAGGUAUAAUUGGAGAUGAUUUACAUAUACAUACAUAUGUUGAUGGAGAAUAGGAAUAUAUUUAAAUAUUCCAUCACAAAUAAUUAUUAUAUUUUAAUAUGAAAAUACUUAUGUAAUGUUUAAACAUGCAAUGUAGCCCCCAUACGGUUUGCGCAUUUGUUGCGCAGUUUUGCGCACACGGUUUGCGCAGUUUUGCGCAAAAAUCCUGAGUAUGUUAUGAAUGGUAGUGGUAAACCAAAAUAUACAAAGAAUUGUAACACCAUGUUUGUAUUUCUAAGCAAGUGUAAGCAGAUCUGUUAUGCUAUCUCUUAUUUAUCAGACUUUGGGUCGGAGUGUAGCAAAGGGUUGCAAGCAAUUUUUUUAUUUUAUGUAUUCAAUACUUUUUGGUUUCUAUCGUGUAGGUGGGCGAAAAGUGAUCAAAGCGAAAAGUGUUUAUUAUUCACCCCCCGGUGAAAAAUAAACACUUUUCGCUCUGACUUUUCAUACAUGAUAGAAACCAAAAAGUAGUGAAUACGUAAAAUAAAAAUUUUACUUGAAAAUACCAAAACCUAACUAUUCAUGUUAACGUGCUUUCUUAAGAAUUUAAUCUCAGUGCAGAAACUAAUUAUGCAUAUCUGAAUAUACUAUAAAUUGCCAUUAGUAAGCAUAGAUUGCAUGUAGUAAGAAUCAUAAUUAAUAAUCUAUAAUAGAUAAUAAACUAAUAAUGUCUACUACACACGAGGUGAACAGACGACCCCAUAAAGAUAGCAGGAAGCUGAUAGAUGCAGGUCAUAUCCAACCAAUCGACCGUAAAAACAUAGGGGGAGGCCUAACUGCCGUACUCAGAGUCGUUUACUGGCUACUUAAUCCAGUCCUUAGCAAUUGUUUAUUGAACAAAAUUGUUACUAAGGAAUAGUUUCAAGUAAUCAUUAAAUGUCUCUGAGUAUGGCAGUAUGCAUAUGUAUAAUUAUAAUGGCUACUAUUAUUAUGUUUUAGAUAUAAAAAUGAUUGUAAUCCCGACACACGGGUAGGAUAAUGGACACCUAAAUGGCAAAUUCUGCUGCUCAAUUUAUAAACGCAGUAAAGAACAUGUGCAGUAAGUGGUACGCGUUUAUGAUGGUUAAAAUGGUAAGCGUUUAUUAAUUGUGCGGCCAUGUUCUUUACUGCGUUUAUAAAUUGCGCGGCAGAAUUAGUAUUUGUACUCAUUACAUGGUAAAAAGAAUGGUCACUCACAAAAUAGGAAAUGGUAGAACUAAUCUUAAAAGAAAGACGAGAAAUACAAACAAGAUGCUUACACCUUUGAUGACCUACAAAUAGGAUUAACGUAGGAACUUAAUUUAUAUAGUUGUAAGAAAAGUGACGUAAUGAAUUCAAAGUAAUAUCCGCCCCAAUCAGACGCGCUACAAACAACGAUGAUAAUAAUUGUUUUUAAACGUUUACUGUAUAAAUGCUGAGAUUGUUAAUUUUAUACAAAUAUUUUGAGCAAUACAAACAUUUUUGUCAA
Spodoptera frugiperda (fall armyworm) is the source of this 3628-nucleotide messenger RNA. It is a transcript of the gene Naa40, whose product is annotated as N-alpha-acetyltransferase 40. NCBI's taxonomy places the organism in Eukaryota, Metazoa, Arthropoda, Insecta, Lepidoptera, Noctuidae. Gene Ontology annotation, cellular component: nucleus. The record is from RefSeq and is a predicted model, not a curated record. Gene Ontology annotation, molecular function: histone H2A acetyltransferase activity; protein N-terminal-serine acetyltransferase activity; histone H4 acetyltransferase activity. The transcript is spliced from 6 exons. Bases 164 to 901 code for a protein of 245 amino acids.